Molecule: messenger RNA, 855 nt
Organism: Rubroshorea leprosula
Lineage: Eukaryota; Viridiplantae; Streptophyta; Magnoliopsida; Malvales; Dipterocarpaceae
Source: the annotation of a GenBank genome assembly
GUAGAAACCAACAUAUUGAAUGAGGAAAUCGGGGAUGUGGCUGAUGAUUUGAAUGAUCAUCCUGGUGAAGAUGACGAAGGUGAAGUAAUUGUGCAGCAGCAGCAGCUCUAUCCCUGGGAAGGAAGUGAUCGUGAUUAUAAAUAUGAGUAGCUUCUUGGUCGGGUGUUUAACAUUCUGCGGGAGAAUAACCCAGAGCUUGCUGGGGAUAGGCGUAGAACUGUUAUGAGGCCUCCACAAGUGCUUCGUGAGGGCACAAAGAAAACAGUUUUUGUGAACUUCAUGGAUCUUUGCAGGACUAUGCAUCGGCAACCAGACCAUGUUAUGGCUUUCUUGCUUGCUGAGCUGGGGACUAGUGGUUCUCUUGAUGGACAACAAAGGUUGGUUGUGAAAGGCAGGUUUGCACCCAAGAAUUUUGAAUGGAUUUUGCGUCAUUAUAUCAGGGAUUAUGUGAUUUGCCCUGGUUGCAAAAGUCCAGACACAAUACUCAUGAAAGAGAAUCGUCUCUUCUUUCUCAGAUGUGAGAAGUGUGGCUCUGGACGAUCAGUUGCUCCGAUUAAAGCUGGUUUUGUUGCCCGUGUUGGCCGCAGGAAUACUGGCACAUGAGACUUUACUUUUUCUUGACCAUGUUGAGGAGCUUUUGGAUGAUCCCCUAUGUCUAAUAUAAUAUAAUUUGCCUUGAAAUUUUGAUUAGUGGUUAAUAUGCAUGUGAAAUAGGGAUAUGCAGUUUGAGGGGUGUCUGCAAUGGAUUUUUUUUUUUUAUAUGAAAUUGAAUUGUUACAUAGAUUCAAUAUUCAGUUUAUCAAUAUAUACAGGUAUGUUUAAUUUUCUAUGUAUGAAGAAAGCUCAUAUUAUUAU